AUGUUGGCUGCAGCUUAUGGCAAGAUUGAAGCUGUAAAUUAUCUUUUAGACAAUGGAGCCGAUCCCUGUAUUAAAGAGCAGUCAGGAAGAAAUUUACUACACGCCGCUUCACACGGUGGUAAUGUUGCCAUCAUCGAGACACUAAUGUCACGUGGUCUAGAUCUCGAUUCAAAAGAUAGUGGAGGGAGUACACCGUUGAUGUGGGCUGCAGGUUGUGGCAUGAUUGAAGCUGUAAAUUAUCUUUUAGACAAAGGAGCCGAUCCCUGUAUUAGAAACUGGUUAGGAAUAAAUUCACUGCACGCCGCUUCACAGGGUGGUAAUGUCACCGUCAUCGAGAAACUAAUGUCACGUGGUCUAGAUGUCGAUUCAAAAGAUAGUGAAGGAAGUACACCAUUGAUGUUGGCUGCAGCUUUUGGCAAGAUUGAAGCUGUAAAUUAUCUUUUAGACAAAGGAGCCGAUCCCUGUAUUAGAAACCAGUCAGGAAGAAAUUUACUACAUGAUGCUUCACAGGGUGGUAAUGUCACCAUCAUCGAGACACUAAUGUCACGUGGUCUAGAUGUCGAUUCAAAAGAUAGUGGAGGAAGUACACCAUUGAUGUUGGCUGCAGCUUGUGGCAAGAUUGAAGCUGUAAAUUAUCUUUUAGACAAAGGAGCCGAUCCCUCUAUUAGAAACCAGUUAGGAAGAAAUUCACUGCACGCCGCUUCAAAGGGUGGUAAUGUCACCAUCAUCGAGACACUAAUGUCACGUGGUCUAGAUGUCGAUUCAAAAGAUAGUGAAGGAAGUACACCAUUGAUGUUGGCUGCAGCUUGUGGCAAGAUUGAAGCUGUAAAUUAUCUUUUUGACAAAGGAGCCGAUCCCUCUAUUAGAGACCAGUCAGGAAGAAAUUUACUACAUGAUGCUUCACAGGGUGGUAAUGUCACCAUCAUCGAGACACUAAUGUCACGUGGUCUAGAUGUCGAUUCAAAAGAUAGUGAAGGAAGUACACCAUUGAUGUUGGCUGCAGCUUUUGGCAAGAUUGAAGCUGUAAAUUAUCUUUUAGACAAAGGAGCCGAUCCCUCUAUUAGAGACCAGUCAGGAAGAAAUUUACUACAUGAUGCUUCACAGGGUGGUAAUGUCACCAUCAUCGAGACACUGAUGUCACGUGGUCUAGAUGUCAAUUCAAAAGAUAAUAACGGCAGAACCCCAUUGAUGUUGGCUGCAGCUUAUGGCAAGAUUGAAGCUGUAAAUUAUCUUUUACACAAAGGAGCCGAUCCCUCUAUUAGAGACCAGUCAGGAAGAAAUUUACUGCACGCCGCUUCAACGGGCGGUAAUGUCGCCAUCAUCACAAAAAUGCUGUCACUUGGUUUGGAUGUUAAUUCAAAAGAUAUUAGAGGUCACACACCGUUAAAAAUCGCAAAAGAAUUCGGCAAACCUGAGGCCGUAACCUUCCUACUUAGCAAGGGAGGACAUUAGUUUUUAUUUCUUACUGCUCCUUUUAAAUACGUCGUUCAGGUCCAUAGUCGCGAAAAGAAACGAUUGAUAAAUUUUACAAUAUUGAGUAAGACUGGAUAAUAAUUAAUUCAUAAUACCGCGAGAGAAGGAACAAAUCUAGGAAGGCCUAUCGAUUCCCUCUUUGAUUGUAUAAAAUAGAUCGCCUGCACACGAUGUCAUCACAAAUUUAACAUAGCUUUACACCCUAACAUCAGUAUUCAUGUCCUCCAUACUGUUCUCUAUGCAUUUCCUGAGGUGCUGACAGGGAGAAUUAGCUUAACGAUCCAGAGCUUCUGUAGUUGUUGAUCAUUUCCCUUAUUCUUAUUACCUUAGUAUAUGAUUCAAGGGUGAUAUUGUAAGGAGAAAUUAGAUGCUGCUCAGUCUAAUGGGGUUAAAGGGUUAAGUUCAAAUUUUUCGCCCUUCAGGCUUCUGUCAUCAAGUUGUAAUUUCAUUCAAUCAUAUAUUAACUCAAAUGUAGAGCUUUAAACCUUUCACUCCCAAGAUCUCAUCAGUAAUUCUCCUCACUGU
This is a messenger RNA of Pocillopora verrucosa, 1998 nucleotides long. The record is from RefSeq and is a predicted model, not a curated record. NCBI's taxonomy places the organism in Eukaryota, Metazoa, Cnidaria, Anthozoa, Scleractinia, Pocilloporidae.